GCGGAAGAAAACUUGCCUAAAGCAAGAACAUAAACUUCCAGUCUGCAUCGUGGCUCACUGCUCAAGCUUUGUAAAUCUUAAGUGGUCGAACCUAAAAGAUGAAUUUGAAAGAAAUUUAUAAACCAGAAAUUUUGCCCCAAGAGCAAAUAUAUUCGCAGUUUCUAACGGCGCAAGAAAACAACGAAUAUUACCCCUUUUUACUGCGGAUUUUCCAAUUGGAUGUGACAUGUUGCACUCUUUGUAUGACGUCAUACCGUGUUACUUUCGAUACUGCGAAGAAACGCUUUAGAAAGGAUUCCAAUACUUGACUGACACAUACAAGCUGCAUUUCGCUUGCGCCGUUAAACAAGGCAUCCUGAUCUUCUUUGAAGCAUGCCAUCGAACAGUCAGCGCCUGAUUUUCAUUUACCUCUCAGUCUGUGUUCUACUGUCCGUUGGAUAUGAAGUCAAAUAUCUAAGAUAUUGCGGACCGCCAGACAAAACCCUCAAGUGCAAAAUGACACCAUGGCCCGAGCUGAAGCCCGGUAAACCAGUGAAUAUCACGGUCUCUUUCACACCUGUUGUAGACAUCUUUUCAUCGACACUGCAGUUCGAACUGAUCUCAAAAAACGACGGACACGUCAUAUCCAGAGGAGCACCGAACAUUCAAUGCAAUAAAUGGCCUCAAAUUUGUAAUUUAGCAGCAGGAGAAACCUAUACCUUGACAUAUAGCAACGACCGUAUUAGAGCUAGUCCUCCUGGCUUAAAGGGAACCGUCUAUUUCAGAGGUGAACUCUACAAUCAAGAUCAAGUUAUGUGGACCUGUCUGGAGGGAGAAGUAGUUUUGUAAACAAACAACCUUAUUUACAAUUCAUUGUAAAUACAAUGAAUUAAAAAGCACUAUUCUUGUUUCAAAAACUCGUUAAGCAUCUUUGUUUUAAGAUUUUUCUUAAAGUUUACUGAACAAUUAAGAAGCGUAGUAAUGAAUUCUCUCAAUUAAGAAGCGUAGUAUUGUUUCGUUGCAGCAUUUUCAUGUUUUCAAAAUUAUACGUUACCCGUAGUAGAGAUCCACAGUUUUCUGAAGUUUUCGUCUCAGCUGCCUUAGAAAAAACGGUAGGGCUGACAAAUCGCGAGGCGGAGGAGAGGGGGACAUGUUACUGUUGCAGUGGCUAUGUAACACAUGUUUUUGCUUAUAUGCUUGCUUAUUCUAUACGUAGAAGGUCCAGAUUUUUAACAAUUCAGAAUAAAAUGUGUUUAGACCUGUUACGUUACAGGCAAUCAUAA
This is a messenger RNA of Orbicella faveolata, 1262 nucleotides long. RefSeq lists its product as uncharacterized. NCBI's taxonomy places the organism in Eukaryota, Metazoa, Cnidaria, Anthozoa, Scleractinia, Merulinidae. The record is from RefSeq and is a predicted model, not a curated record.